AUGUUUGAGAGGACAUUUCUAUCUCGCAGACAGAACAGAGUCAGAGGAUUAGCCCGCGUAAACCGCAUCGACCGCGCCAACAGCCGAACGUCCAUAGUGCCGUCAUGGGGAGUUAACAUCGACCACGACCUGUCCAUCCGCCGCCAAAUGACCAUCAGAGUCCAGCUGCUGCUCGGCCUUAUCGAUACACCGCCGCGGCCCCCCGUCCAGCCAUACACAACCCCCCCGCGGCUAGCACUGUACCGCGUGAUCAAUGAGCGCCGCGGACCAACAGAGACACGCCGAUGCCAACACCACUCCAAGAUGGCCGCCCCCUGGGGUCAGAUCGUUCUGCUAAUGGAGGGUCCGCUGGGGGCUACGCAAACCCCAGAGGAAACACGCCCCCUCCCCUUUUUGAUGUCUGUCCAUCACAGAAAAUGGUUGGAAUUAGAAAUGUAA
Messenger RNA from Knipowitschia caucasica, 438 nucleotides. Lineage: Eukaryota; Metazoa; Chordata; Actinopteri; Gobiiformes; Gobiidae. The record is from the annotation of a GenBank genome assembly.